Molecule: messenger RNA, 2670 nt
Organism: Caenorhabditis bovis
Lineage: Eukaryota; Metazoa; Nematoda; Chromadorea; Rhabditida; Rhabditidae
Source: the annotation of a GenBank genome assembly
AUGGCCAGUAUUGUUGUUCACAAGGAUGCGUGCAAAAAUUCAUUUCGUCAAGGCAUUAUUCAGAUGCUUGAAAAUAUGGGGUUUUCAAUUGCACAUGAAUCGACAAUCAAUACUUUGGUUGGAAUCUGGAUGAGAAAAAUGACUGAAUAUUCACAGGGCACCAGAUUGUUCAUGGAAGCGGCGGGCAGGACAAUGCCAGUUGUUGAAGAUGCCGUAGCUGGACUACGUUAUCUUAAAGUGAACAUUCAUGAAGUUCGAGAUUAUACGCUACAAGUUGAACGGACUCAGUUGCCUGCACUACCUUUAAUACCUUCAAAACAUCCAGCUGAACGAGAUGAAGCGUCUCAUUUCGAGGCAAUGUAUGGUCCAAGACCAUCCGAAGCGGAAAUGAAGAUACGGCCGGAUCAUGUAUUCGAUUUUCUGCCGGCGAUGUACCCAGAACUUUGUGAUGGAGGAGGUAUUCCAGAGCACUUCAAGAAAGGAGGAAAAGAAAAGAAAAAAUGCGAACCAAAAGAAAAGAAGAAUGAUGAAAAAGAAAAGCCCGGAUACAAAUUUCCCUCUAAAAUACCUCUGUUUGACAACAUGACAUCAGAAGAACUUGCAUUGUAUGAGAUUCCAGAAGUCAAAAAGAAGAAACCUCUUAACAAACCAGAUAUUUCUGUUGUUACUGGCAUUACAAGUAGCGCAAAUCUUCCUACUUCUGCAUCACCAGCUGUUACUAUACCUGUAGUAGCAAAAAGGGAAGGAGGAAGUGCUAGAAAUAGCAAAUUUUCUACACCUGCGCAAUCGCCAAAAAAACCCGAUGACACCUAUCCGUCACGACCAGGUUCAUGCGCGCCAAAGUUGGAUGUACAACCAAAGGAGCCAAAGAAACCUAAGACGACAGAAGUGAAAAUACCUAGACCAAAAGGACGUCCACCUAAAAAGAGACCAGAAGUUACUGUGAUUUCGAACAGAAAGUUUGAUCCCGCUUACGUUGCAGAACAACAGCGUCAGUUAGAUAGAUUCAAGGAAGAAAAGGAAAAGCGCGAUAAGGAAGUCCUUGAAAAGGAACUGGCAAAGAAGUCAAUCGAUGAACAAAUAAAAGUGCGCCAAGAAACGUUAUUGAAGACAAUUCUGACAAAUAACAUGCUUAAUGCCUCAGCAAAUCAACCGCUGCCUGUGUCACAUCCGAAAUCUCUUAAGCUUGUUAUCGGAAAAGGACCAGGAGGCUCACCCAUUGUAUCGUCGGUGAAAUCAACACCGGUCACACCGAAUGAAUCAACAAUCCAUCCUGUUGUUACAUUUACAGUUGGUGGUAAUUCAGCAAAUCGUGCUCACGUGAAAAGCGGAAGCAAUGGAGAGGAAUCGAAAUCGAAAGAAGAUCCGGAAUGUUUUGAUUCGACACUUAACGAUACAGCAACUACAAUCGAUACGUCAAUUCAAAGCAUUGAUGAUAGCUCGUCGACAAAAGAGAAGAAGAAAAAGAAUAAAGAAAAGAAAAAACAUAAAAAGAAGAAUAUGGACGCCGAGGAGUAUCUGGAAUACAAGCGACAGAAAAAGGAAAGAAAACGAAGGGAGCGGGAAGAAAGGGAAAAACUUGAACACGCAGCCAAAACAAUUCCUGAGCCUGUCGGAGAAGCUCCCGUUCAAAGUGAAGUCGUUGAGCGGCCGAAGUUUACACUGAAGAUCAAGCUUGGAGAUACAAUUAGUGAGAAAACUGCGGAAAUGUCACCACCACCGAAAACAAAGCCCGUGGAACGGCCAAAAUCUUCAGCAUCGACUAGUUCGAAUGUCGCAAGUGAUGAGAAACCAUCUCAGCCGUUCACGAUUACCUUCAAAAACUUGUUCAGAGAGUACGGACCUGAUUGCAAAGAAAAAAAACCGUCUGAUAAACAUUCGCCAGUAGAUAAACCAGACGUUGUCGUGCGGGAACCAGACGUGGCAAUACCACAACAAGAGGAGCGCAGCAAACACAAGAAAGAUAAGAAGGACAAAGAGAAGCGAAAAAAAGAGAAGCGUGAAAAGGAAGAUCGUGAACGUGAGAAGCGGAAACUCGAAGAAGAAUUGAGACUUCAAAAAUUGGAAGCACAAAAACGAGAAGCUGCACGUCAACAAGAGGAAAUGGAAGCCGAAAAACGGCGUGAAGCUGAACGGGAAGUCGAACGGGAUGCUGAACGGAAGCGUUUGCAAGAAGAAGCACGUCGAAAGGAGGUUGAAUUUAAGGAACGCAAGGAGAAGAAAAAAGAAGAACGCAGAAAAGAGAAAGAAAGGGAAAAAGAACGUCAUAAGAACGGACCUUCUUCGUCGCGCCCUAGCAAGAAGCAUAAAAAGAAGGAAAAAGAAAGGGAAAAGUCGAAGCGUGAAAAAUCCAAGUCGAAAGAAGGUAGUCCUGAUGGUUCACCAAGACAUAUCAAAGCUCUUCUUACCAAUGACGACGACAGCUCCGAGGAGGAGGAGAUUUGGGUUUGUCCUGUUUGCUCAGUUGCUUACACUGAAGGCGCAAACAUGGUUUGUUGCGACAUGUGCGAUGAUUGGUUUCAUUGGCACUGCGUUGGUCUUCUCGUCGAGCCGGCAUCGAAUGUAUCAUGGUAUUGUCAAAGAUGUUCGGGCAAAAAGAAGCACAAGGAUUUGAAGCGUCCCCACAGCGGCACUGGAGAACCUGAACCUAAAAGAAAAAAGAAGUACUGA